Serpula lacrymans var. lacrymans S7.9 is the source of this 474-nucleotide messenger RNA. RefSeq lists its product as uncharacterized. The transcript has 3 exons. The annotation marks the transcript as partial. The record is from RefSeq and is a predicted model, not a curated record. NCBI's taxonomy places the organism in Eukaryota, Fungi, Basidiomycota, Agaricomycetes, Boletales, Serpulaceae.
AUGGCACCCAAAGAGCCAACCAAGCACCAGCUCUCUUCCAGAUUGCAUUAUGAGCAGAACACACCAGCAUUUUUGCAGAAAUUACAGAGACGCAUAGCAGGAGACGUAGACGAAGAUGACGAGGACGAAUACUACGACGACGGCUCUGGUCGACCACCUAUUCCACAGCGCCCUACCAUCCCGGAACGACCUGACGAUGACCCAGGAAGUGCGAACGGAGAUGAAGGAGAUGAAAAACCACAGAUUGUGAGGGAAGCAGAGAAUGAGCGGCGGAAAGAGAAGGGUUUACCUCCCAUUCUUGAACCUGUAGACUCUCCAGGUAACGAUGCUCAAAUCGCACCACCAGAUAAAGCCAAAUCGAAAGAAAAAGCGCCUAGUUUGUCUUUCUCAUCUUCUAGGGGUGGGAUGAAGUCAUCCAAACUGUCAACUGGCAAGCGAAAAGUCAUAGGAGAUACGGAUAGCGAGAGUAAGGAU